This is a messenger RNA of Mesoplodon densirostris (Blainville's beaked whale), 3498 nucleotides long. RefSeq names its product xyloside xylosyltransferase 1 (gene XXYLT1). Gene Ontology annotation, molecular function: UDP-xylosyltransferase activity. NCBI's taxonomy places the organism in Eukaryota, Metazoa, Chordata, Mammalia, Artiodactyla, Ziphiidae. The record is from RefSeq and is a predicted model, not a curated record. Bases 99 to 1280 code for a protein of 393 amino acids. The transcript is spliced from 4 exons.
GCCAUGGCUGCCGCCCGCCGCCGGGGCUACUAAGUAGGUGCAGGGGUACUGUUCUCCGCUGCGGCUCCCCGGCCGCCCUGUCCGCGGGCGGGUGGCGCAUGGGUCUCCUCCGAGGCGCGCCCCCAUGCGCUCGGGCCAUGGCGCGUCUGUGCGCUGUGCGCUCCCACUACUGCGCGCUGCUGCUGGCCGCGGCGCUUGCCGUCUGUGCCUUCUACUACCUCGGCUCCGGCCGGGAGACCUUCUCCAGCGCCACCAAGAGGCUGAAGGAGGCCCGCGCCGGAGCCCCCGCCGUGCCCUCGCCGCUGGUGCCGGAGCUGGCGCAGGGCUCCGUGGCGCCGGCCCCGGGCGCUAAGGCCAAGAGCCUGGAGGGCGGCGGGGCCGGGCCGGUGGACUACCACCUGCUGAUGAUGUUCACCAAGGCGGAACACAAUGCCGUUCUGCAGGCCAAGGCCCGCGUCGCGAUCCGCUCCCUGUUGCGCCUCGCUAAGUUCGAGGCGCACGAGGUGCUUAACCUGCACUUCGUGAGCGAGGGGGCCAGCCGCGAGGUGGCCAAGGCCCUGCUGCGGGAGCUGCUACCGCCCGCCGCCGGCUUCAAGUGCAAGGUUGUCUUCCAUGAUGUCGGUGUGCUGACGGACAGGCUCUUCCCCGUCGUGGAGGCCAUGCAGAAGCACUUCAGUGCCGGCUCCGGGACCUACUACAGCGACUCCAUCUUCUUCCUUUCAGUGGCCAUGCAUCAGAUCAUGCCCAAAGAGAUCCUGCGGAUAAUUCAGCUGGACCUAGACCUAAAGUACAAGACCAACAUCCGGGAAUUGUUUGAGGAGUUCGAUAACUUCCUGCCCGGUGCUGUCAUUGGCAUAGCAAGGGAGAUGCAGCCAGUGUACAGGCACACAUUCUGGCAGUUCCGUCAUGAGAACCCCAAGACCCGGGUCGGGGGCCCUCCCCCUGAGGGGCUCCCCGGCUUCAACAGCGGGGUGAUGCUGCUCAACCUGGAGGCCAUGCGCCAGUCCCCACUGUACGGCCGCCUGCUGGAGCCAGCACAGGUGCAGCAGCUGGCCGACAAGUACCGCUUCCGGGGUCACCUCGGGGACCAGGACUUCUUCACCAUGAUCGGCAUGGAGCACCCAGAGCUCUUCCACGUGCUGGACUGUACCUGGAACCGGCAGCUUUGCACCUGGUGGAGGGACCAUGGCUACAGCGAUGUCUUCGAUGCCUACUUCCAGUGUGAGGGCCACGUCAGGAUCUACCACGGGAACUGCAACACCCCUAUCCCAGAGGCCUAGGCACCUCUCGGACAGGCCCGGGGCAGUGUCUGAACUCCUAGAGAGACACUGCAGGGACGUCCUUGUGACCAGGUGCUGCAGCUCUCCCAGCACGUGUCGCUGUCCUGAAGCCAUCCAAUGACGACUGGACCCUUUGCCCCCACUGGUGCUAUGGACCCUCUGCCUCCAGGGGCCAGGCGUCAUGAAGGACAAACACAUAGACCUCCUCCGGUGGGCUAGGAAGCAAGCAUUUGAAAAGAAGGAAGAAAAACAAAACGGUGCCCCUUGCCUUCAGCCCCCAAAGAAUGGAAAUCCUUUUAAGAACUGGGCUUUCUUAGACCAAAUAUAAACUUAUUUUAAAUCGACAGGCGAGACAGCAAACAGUACUGCUGUGGCUCCCAGUGGGCGCUAAAUGCGUGAGCCGGGGUUCUAACAACCAGCCCAGGGUUUAAGCAUCCAAAGGAAUGCUGGCCUUCCACACGCGCAUCCUAGGAGGCUGCGUGGUUAGUCUCACGAGGCUCGUGGCGCCUGGUGGAGAUGUAAAGAUCCCACCUCUUUGGGGAGGGCCCUCAGCAGCACCUGGGGCCCACAUAAGAAAACUGGUCUCAUUAUUUUAACCUUCACAGCAUUUACCUCCCAACUGCAUCACAGAACCUCAUUAUCCCUUAUUCAUCUGAUCCAGCUCCAGGUGACCAGACUCUGCUCUGAAAUCAAAUCUGCCAUCAAAGAAGAGAUUGGCCACCCGCAAGGACAGGUGAUGGAAUUGUCUGGAUUGGGAAGACUCAUUCCAAAGAGGAGCCCAGCAGUGCCCUAGUGUAACCAUGCAGCUUGGAAGGGGUGUCGCUCUUAGACUUAUAAGCAUUCUAGUCUCUUUAUUUGGAAGAAUCGUCCUUGUGACUUUAUUGCACCAGGUCAGACCCUAUACCUUACAAGAAAUUAGGCUGUCAUUACUUGAUUUCUGCUUUAAUGAGUUCUCCUGUAAGUGAGCUACAAACACGAAGCCUCUAUUGGUCCAUUUUGUAUCAUCCGCCUGAGGUCCUUGGGGAAGAAGUGUUGUUGGAUUUUCAUCUUAUUUCAAUUUCAUUUAUUUUUUUCCACCAUGAGUGAGAAUAGCUAAUAAAUAAUCUUUGAGAACACAAUGAUUUAUGCUGUUUGCUCUCUGAUCACAGUUUCCCGCUACCUGAAGGAUCUGAAUCAAGAGUGUGAUCGAUGUCAUUCAGAGUUUCCCUCCCCACGUGAUUAAGCUAAUAAGUGUGCUCACAGUGGGUCUUUGGGGCCUAAGGGGGACCACGUCUGAGAAGGUUAUAUUGGGCUCAAAAUGGAGAAUCAUUUCAUUUCAGGUAUUGACAGGCCAGUCUAAUUCUGGGAGCAAAACCCACCACCGCAUCCCUUCUCAUCUGCUUACCCCAAGUGUCCGCCUACAUCAUCCCCUGAUGAAACGGAACACAUGUCUCUACUCUCAGCUCUGACAGAACAGGUCUGUCCUCUUAGGGACCUGAUUUCCUAUUUAUUGCUACCAAUCAUUUUUUUUUUUUUUAGUGGUUUUUGAGAGAUGGCCAUCUUAUUUAUUUACUACUUUAUUUAUUUAUUUAUUGGCUGUGUUGGGUCUUUGUUGCUGCGUGCAGGCUUUCUCUGGCUGCAGUGAGUGAGGGGCUACUGUUUGUUGCAGUGCGUGGGCUUCUCACUGCGGUGGCUUCUCUUGUUGCGGAGCAUGGGCUCUGGGUGCACGGGCUUCAGUAGUUGUGGCUCGCGGGAUCUAGAGCACAGGCUCAGUAGUUGUGGCGCACGGGCUUAGUUGCUCCGUGGCAUGUGGGACCUUCCCGGACCAGGGAUUGAACCUGUGUCCCCUGCACUGGCAGGCGGAUUCUUAACCACUGCGCCACCAGGGAAGUCCAAUUGCUACCAAUUAUUGAAUGUCUGCUGUGUGCCAAGCAUUGUAUUAUGUGUGACAGUGACACACUAUCACUGAUACUUGUGAAAACCUCAUUAAGGUAAUUCAGCUUCUAAAAUUUAUUGUAACAAAAUAAGAGAUGUGGGCAGAGUCACUGUUUAUCACAGCCUUUUUAUAAUAGAAAAAAAUUGGGAGCAACAAAAUGUUGAAUAGGGGAGUGGAUAAAUAAUGUGUGUUACAGCCGUAUAAUGGAAUACUUUAGGCAUUAAAAAUCAUACUUUUGAAAAAUGCCUUGGAAAAUGCUUAUAAUAUGCUAUUAAGUAACGAAUGCAAAAUACAAUAUUAUAU